AGUUCGGCUAUGCGUCUUCCUCCUCUUUCCCAUACUCUCUGACUCUGUAUAAAACUUUGAAGAAGCUCCUCAUAUUUUCUCAGAAACAAUUUGGAUGCAUAGAAAGGAAAAGAACAAAAUCAAAUCUAGCAAAUAAAAUGGAUUCACAAGCGCAGUUGCAACGUACUCAUGGUCAUCACCAAGCACAGGAGCCAAUAAGGAUUCACCAUCCAGAGGAAGAAGGGCAUCAUGAAAAAGGACCAUCAAAAGUUCUGAAGAAAGUGAAGGAAAAAGCAAAGAAGAUCAAGAAUGUUCUUACUAAACAUGGACAUGGUCAUGAGCACGAUCGUGGAGAACACAUCCCUGACGAUCACGAUCUAGACCAAGAAGACGAUGAAGAUGACUACAACGACAACCAACUCCACGGCGGUGCACCAGCACGAGGAAAAGCUCAUAUUCCGGUGAAGGAGGAGAUAGUCCCUCCAGGAUCGAAAGCUUUUCCAGUUGUUUCCUCUUCACAUACAAAACCCUCUGAGCCAGUGAGAGGAGUUGGCCACGAAGCAAUGUCUCGUCCUAUAAAACACUCCGGUGUACCGGAGAAAGAAGAGAGAAGAGGGGCUCCUACACUGACGCCGCAUAACACUCCCGUGUCUUUACUAUCUGCAACAGAAGAUGUGACAAGAACAUUUGUUCCUGAUGAACACAAGUCUCGAAACCAAAGUAAAGUUAAUAUCGACAGACCCAAAGGAUUGGACCAAGAUCCAGCUGCUCCGGGAUCUCAUGGUGGGUUGUCAAAUUAUCAGUCCAAAGUUACUGACCCCAUCGGAAAAUCUACUGGAGAAAUUGGAGCAGCAUCGACUGUCUCAGCUAUUGGAAGGUUAGGGUUGGGAACUGAUCUGCAGAAGAAAAGCCAUGGCCUUGAUACAAAACCGACUGCUCAGGGAUCUCAUGGUGGAAUGUCGAGUUAUCAGUCCAAAGUUACUGAUCCCACCGGUAAAGGAGCUGGAGAACAACCGAGUGUCGCAGCUUUUGGGAGGAGGAACGAAACAGGUGAAGAUGAUCACAUGGGACUGGGAAGAGAUCUCCGGGAGAAAAGUCAUGGUUUUGAUACUAAGUCAAGACCUGAAAUGGGCAAGCACAUACCGGCGGGAGACUAUGGAUCUAGAUUGGGGAAAGAAUCUCCGGAGCGGAGUGAUGAAUUUGAUCUGGGAAAAGAUUUGCCGACGAGAACUCAAGGUAUACAAAACCCUCAGGGUUUUGAUUCCAGAGGUCAGAGGAGAGGAGAGGAGAUGCACCAGCCUAAUCAGAGCAGCUACACCGAUAAGAUCUCAUUAGCGACUUCGGUCGUAGCAGACAAAGCUGUGGCGGCGAAAAACGCCGUCGCUUCGAAGUUAGGUUACUCCGGGGAAGGCGGCCACGAGAAUCGUGUGGAAGGAGCAGAAAAUCCUAGCUCCGCUGGUGGAUACGGAAGUACGGUCGCAAGUAUGGUGACUCCAGUUUACGAGAAGGUUAAAGAGACAGGAGCUAGUGUAAUGACGAAGUUACCAUUCACCGGGACCGGGACAGAGCAAGGACAAGACAGGGGCGUCUCGGCGAAAGAAUUCCUUACGGAGAAACUGAGUCCGGGAGAGGAAGACAAGGCUUUGUCGGAAGUGGUCACUGAGAAGCUUCAUCUUGGAGGAGGCGGUGGCGAAACUGCGCCACCGAAGAGAGGGAUAGUGACACAAUCGGAGGAGGUGGAGAAAAGGUUAGGAGGGUUUAAGGAUCCGAGCUCGGAAGCAGCUACGAAACAGGGUGAAGCAUAUGCGGAGAAAGGCGAAGGAGGGAUUGCGGAGAAGCUGAGAGGAGCUGUUACUUCUUGGAUCGCUGGUACGACGGAAGAAGUGACGCAAAAGUCUACAGAAUCUGUUCAAGACUCUACACAGUCACUUGGCUCCACCAUUGGUAAUACACGCCUCUUCCUGUUAAACAACGUUUUCGGCUUUUGACGGUGGUAAUGACUUUUAAUUUGGUGUAAUGAUGGUUAGGGAAUAAAAUGGGAAUUACGGGUUCGGGAGGAGGUGAGGCAGGCCAACAAGGUUCUAUGCCUUUGCAAAAGAGAUUUCAAGAAUCUGGAAACUGAGAUUCUGCUUCUUCUUUUUAAAUGUAUGGUUUGUUAAUCCUUUCUAAUGUGCGUUGUGGUUUGAUGAUCCAUGGCUUAUUUUGAUGUAUCUACUACUAGUACCAUGUAAAAGUAUGAAUAAAUUGAGUUAAAUAGUAUUGUAACU
This is a messenger RNA of Arabidopsis thaliana (thale cress), 2246 nucleotides long. RefSeq names its product CAP160 protein. The transcript is spliced from 5 exons. Lineage: Eukaryota; Viridiplantae; Streptophyta; Magnoliopsida; Brassicales; Brassicaceae. Gene Ontology annotation, biological process: response to abscisic acid. The record is from RefSeq and is marked reviewed. Bases 138 to 1967 code for a protein of 609 amino acids.